GAGCUUAAUUUUCAUGUAAAUUUUCCAAGUAGGCUCUGGGGCAAUCAGGAAGUCAUUUGGGAGGAAUUUUUCCACUCUGGGUCAGUGUCAGGGUAAUUAGACCCACCAGAGAGAUACUGUUUGGUGCUCUGGGCCGAUAGUGACUGUGGAAUGUGAAGAAAAGUGAUGAGAAAAUAUGGGACAAAAAAUUAAAUUAUCUCAUGAUGACGUCAUAAGAUCACAUGUUCAGUCCUGUCAAACAGAGUGGGGAAUAUUUUUUAUUGUUUGUGCGUAAAAACGUUUUUCGUAGCAUAUUUUGCCUCAAUUAUCAUGCUUUAUUUGUGCAAAAAUGUGAAUAACGCGAAUUAAAAUAGUUGGUGGUUGAGUUCACGUGCCAGACGAUAUAAAUAGAUUUGGUGAUAAAGCCGUUGAAGGCUUUUAGGAAAAGCAUUGGAGUAGAACAUAACCUCAAAAUUUUGUGUUUUUCUUGGGUGUUUCCGAUGAAAAUUCUUGUUUUACGACCCAAUUGACGGGGGGAAAGCUAGGGAAAUUAAUUAGAAAUGUGUCUGGUGUGUUGUGUGUGCGAGUGAGGAACACUGGAAGCCAGAGAGAGGCAUCAUCUCCAGAUUUAGACGCCUUUGGGGGCAGGGCGAUUGUGGCUAAAAUUAAACUCGGGAGAUUUAACGGAGUUGCAGACUCCGUCGGGACGCCCGAGCUUCUCAGUCGCCACUGUGGAGAGUGUCGAGCUGGUGAGAAUUCAAGAGUGUUCCCCCAAGAAAUUGAUGUGAAGUGAAAAAAAAAAUUUGAAGAAAAAUAGAAGAAAAAAGUGCGCGGCAGGAAAAUGGCAGAUUCAGCAAUUGCGGAGCCCAUUAAGAAGUGUGUGGCCAUUUUGGGGGCUGCAAAGAGUGAUACGGAGAAAUUUGCAGCCCUCUUUAUGGUGACGAAGCUGGUGAAGGGGAAGGAUUGUACAGAUGUGGCCAAGAAGGCACUCUUUGACUCCAUUGGCUUCAAAUUCCUGAAGAAGCUCAUGCUAGCCGACAGUGUACCCGAUGAUUGUCCCCCAAUUGUGUACAAAAGUGUUGCCCUGUCCAUUCUCACGAGUUUCUGUGAGCUGGAGUCCCUGGCCACAAACCCUGACAUGCUGAAUAACAUCCCAGUUUUCUUCAGUAUCAUCGAAAGUGCCGAUGAUGAGGAUGACAAUGAUAAUCUCAUUGUCGUCACGGAGUCCUACAAGUGCCUCCAGGCCAUUGCACAAUUUGAACCAGGACAAAAAGCCCUUUUGGAUUCUGGAGCAAUCCCAAAACUGGCCCAAGUCUAUGCCAACAAAAGCUUCCAGACAGACGAAGCUCUGCGCAUUAUUGUGACCCUCUGCAGUAAAUUUGGGCCUCAGGCAUGGGGAACAGACCCCAAAGUCUUCAAUUCCCUCGUCACGAGAAUUGGUCUGGACUUUGAGACUGAUCAUUCUGAGCGGAAGUUCGAUUUAUGCUCAAUUCUAGCCACUCUCCUCUUCACCUGUCGCCGGGAUGUGAUCCUGCCGACAGUUGAGGGAGAAAUCUGGCCAGAGAGCAUCUACAAGGGUCUCAAUGAUAUCCUCAAGAGCAAAAUUGGGAAGAAUCAGAGAGAUCCAGCUCUUAAGCUAGCUGCCCAGGCUGUGGAAUUUUUGGGCAUUGAAUGGACUCUCAAUGAUGAAGAGAAGCCCAAGCAGUUCUACCUGCUUCUGCUGCAGCUGGCAGCCAUUGAGGUCAGAAUGCAGAUGGACAAUAAAUCCUUCAAUCAGGCAGCUGCUCAGGCUGAUCUCAUUACUGCGUGCUUCGUGAUCUUGGAAUUGUCGGUGAACUACAUGGCUACGGAUCAGCUGGAUCUGGAGCAGAAGGAGAAGCAGCAAGUGUACACAGCCCUCAAGGGGGCCUUCAGUGGAGUGAUGAGUGUUUUAACAAAGUUGAGCAGCAGUGAGGCGAGGAAUAGUCUUUCGCCCAAGGAUAAAUCCUUCGCAGCAGCGAUGGUCAGGGUUCUGUCGGCUUGGCUGUGUCAGGAAACUACAGCAAUGCGUCCGGGACUGUAUCAGGUCCUGCCAUACAUGUUUCAGCUGGCAAAUUCGACCUUCCAGGAGAGUCGGCAGCACCGUCUUGAGCAUAAGGGUAAUCCCGAUGCUCCUGAAGGUCCAGCUGAUGUUCUGCGUGUCAUGCUCCCUGCCUUGUGUCAUUUGGCUGUGGAGGAUAAGGCACGUCAGGUACUGUUUAAAACUAAACAGGAUGAAGCUCUGUAUGAGUGCCUUGUCUUUCAUUUCUCUAUUGCACACUGGAAGCGUCCUCCAGUGCCAAGGGCUGAGCGUCUCAAGAGGCUCAAUGAGCCUGAACCAAAGCCAAGUCCGCGUCAGCAGGAGGAGAUGAAAGACUCUCGAGCGGCUAUUGUGAGUCUGUGUAAUAUUUUUAUGAAUUUGACUGUGCUGGAGGCAAAAAUUGCCGAGGAUAGUUUGCUGUUUAGCAAUUUGCUCAAGUUUAUCUUUGAGAAUUUGCCAGAAUUGAAAGAUACCCCGGAUAAUUUGGUGAUGCAUGGGCAUUUAGCUGUUUUGGGACUGUUGAUGCUGAAGCAGCAGGCGAAGAAGGUGAAAAAGAAUGAUUUCUCAAUUUGUCGGUAUAUUCAGGCUACAAUUAGAUUCCUAUGGGAUGCAUAUAUUGUGGAUGAAUCAAAUGAUCCGACAGCUCUUGUGGUCUCAAUAACGUACAAAGAACACUGGAUGGAAAUCCAGGAGUUGUGGUUCCUGGGUAUGCAAACGAUGUCUGGGGUGAUCACGCAGAUACCGUGGAUAUCGGAAUUUGCGUUGGAAAGUGGAUGGGCUGAAGGAAUUGUGGAAACAUUGAAGAAAGUGAAGAUUGGCACUCUUCCAGGCAAUGUCAAGUCAGCCUUUGAGGAUCUCCUGUGCCAAUUGGCUGAAGCCAAUCCAGAUGUUCCGGCCAAACUUAAGAAAGCUGAUGCACUUCGUGUUUGCCGGAAUCAUCGUUUGAUGGAGUUGGGAAAGAAGUUGUUUGGUGAUUAAGCCACAAUUUCAUGACAAAUGUGACAUAUUGAAUCAUCUAACAUCGCUACAGACUUUCUACUUUCUAUAGGAGCAAUUAUAAGCAAAACUAUUUAAUAAAAACUUGGAAUUAAGAAUAGAUUGUAUGAGGAGGUUUAUUUGGAGAAAGAAUAUUUAAGAAUGGAGAGAGAAAGUGUGAAUAAAGAAAGAAAAUUUUUGCUUCGUAAUAAAUGAGAAAAUGUAGAUCAUUUUAAAUAGAAAAUUUUCCAAUUUUCUUAUCGUUUUCUCCUCCACAUUAUUUGGAUUUCGGCCAAUUCUAUAAAUUUUCAACACUUUGGAUGUAAACUCCUGAAUAUUUUGCUUUCUAUAAUGAUCACCCCAAAAAGAUAAAAUGUUACCAUUCAACAUUGACAUACAUAUAAUAUUUUCUACUUUUUGGAAUUGUAAAAUUUUGCCAAAUUCUCUCCAAUGACUCAUGGCUUUGAAUCUCUUUUUGUACUAAAGUUGUGUUAGUUUCUUCUUUUUCUAUAAUUAUCCUAGUGACAAAAUGAGAAAAAAAUCUAUUUUACUUUGGUAAAUUUUUUUAAAAGGAAAAUAAAGUGAAGAUUAUCCAACAGCCAAAAA
This is a messenger RNA of Phlebotomus papatasi, 3619 nucleotides long. RefSeq names its product neurochondrin homolog (gene Neurochondrin). Bases 821 to 3016 code for a protein of 731 amino acids. The record is from RefSeq and is a predicted model, not a curated record. Gene Ontology annotation, biological process: regulation of neuronal synaptic plasticity; neuron projection development. Gene Ontology annotation, cellular component: dendrite. Lineage: Eukaryota; Metazoa; Arthropoda; Insecta; Diptera; Psychodidae. The transcript is spliced from 2 exons.